Molecule: messenger RNA, 1757 nt
Organism: Acanthopagrus latus (yellowfin seabream)
Lineage: Eukaryota; Metazoa; Chordata; Actinopteri; Spariformes; Sparidae
Gene: mad2l2
Product: mitotic arrest deficient 2 like 2
Exons: 8
Coding region: 299-931 (210 amino acids)
Cellular component (GO): zeta DNA polymerase complex
Source: RefSeq, a predicted model, not a curated record
ACGUCAAUGUAGUGCGCCUCGAUGCUCUAAGCUUUUGUAACGGAGGGAAAAAGCCGCGGAUCGCGCCGUGAAAUUAAUUAUAUCCUCAGUUCGUUUUUAAGUCUGCAUUAGUGUUUUUAUUCAUUCACUGUUAAUCGUUGUUAAAACUGGCAUUUUUAUCUUCCUUUCCCAGUGGUUGUCAUCGUCGUUCUGACAACAAAAACAAGUCGAUAAUGAACGCUUGACGGACCGCUGCUGUGCUAACUUUAGCUAGCUAGAAAAUUGGCAGUUUCAUUUGACAGCUUUUAGGAAAGAAAAUAUGACAACUCUGACAAGGCAAGACCUCAAUUUUGGACAAGUCGUUGCUGACAUCCUGUGCGAGUUCCUGGAGGUCGCUAUUCAUCUCAUCCUGUAUGUCCGUGAAGUUUAUCCCUCUGGAAUAUUUCAGAAGAGAAAGAAAUAUAAUGUACCUGUGCAGAUGUCAUGUCACCCAGAGCUGAAUCAGUAUAUCCAAGAUACACUUCACUGUGUUAAGCCACUUAUUGAGAAGAAUGAUGCAGAGAAGGUGGUCGUUGUCAUCAUGGACAAAGAGCAUCAUCCAGUGGAGAGAUUUGUGUUUGAGAUUUCCCAACCAACACUGCUGUCUAUCAGCUCAGACACAUUACUGACACAUGUGGAGCAGCUGCUGAGGGCAUUCAUCCUGAAGAUCAGUGUGUGUGAUGCUGUUUUAAAUAACAACCCACCAGGUUGUUCCUUUACAGUCCUAGUACACACCAGAGAUGCCGCUACACGCAACAUGGAGAAGGUUCAAGUCAUCAAGGAUUUUCCGUGGAUAGUUGCUGAUGAGCAGGAGGUCCACAUGCAGGAGCCAAGAUUGAUCCCACUAAAGACAAUGACAUCUGACAUAGUAAAAAUGCAGCUCUACGUGGAAGAGAGAGCCCAGAAAACGUAGCUCCUCGCUCUUUAGAAGGAAGUGACUGUCACGGUGGAACAAAGUGUAAAAACAUCAUACAAUUUUGAAACACGUUUUUGUUGACAUCAAGAAGGAAGUGUGAGGUGUGCACAUUAUGCUGCAAGGUAAAAUUGAUUGAAGGACACAGCUGAAGUUUCACUGAGAAUCAAAUCUGUCCAAGACUAUUUGACAUCUUCAUGUGAUUUGACUGCAAUCCAUACAACUAUGCAUGUACAUGCUUGUUUUUUAUUGUCAUGUAUUGUGAUUAAAUGCUUUCAGUUCAGAUCUUCAGUGUAACAUGAUGAUCCAAAUGUAGUUGUUGCACCAUGGCAGUAAAAUUACAGGGGACAUUGAAUAUACUGGUACAAAAAUACUCUUCUACCACCACCAGCUUCUACAGCACAAACCACUGGUGUCAGUUCAAUCCUCAGCUGUGUGGUAUCUUCACUGUAAAAAUAUCCUCCCUCUGUGUCUCUUUUGCUAAUGCUCCCUAGAUGUUGUCUAUUCAGCUGCAGAGGUUAGAUAAUCUUGUUCUGUUUGAAGGACAGUUUUCUUUUCACCCACUAUCAUGUCCCACUGAGUCACAGUGUUGGUCAGGAAUACAGUGUGAAAGUUUUGGGUGGGUUCCUAUGGAAUGAAAAGGAGCUUGUUGUGUUUUCUCAUGCACAUUUACAACAUGCAGUAAUGGUUGUGUCCAUUGUGAUGUGACAUAUUCAAAGUUUUGAUGGUUUGACAGAAGAAAUAAUGUAAUUUUUACCUCUGAUAAGUAAUAUGUGUAAAAGUAUUGAAUUGUAAUAAAAACAUCAGCAACCUCUGUCUUAAGGUG